Durusdinium trenchii is the source of this 2001-nucleotide messenger RNA. Lineage: Eukaryota; Dinophyceae; Suessiales; Symbiodiniaceae. The record is from the annotation of a GenBank genome assembly.
UGGCUCAGUUGUUUUCUUCAUUCCAGGGUCAGACAUUCCUACAGCCUUAUGCGCUCCGUGCACCUGGGCUAGGGAAUGUCGCACACCCUGGUUUUCGCCUACGGGGACAAACGAGUCAUCUCUAGAGGCUCCGGGGCGGAGGCCGUUCGCUCCAUCAAGAACCUGGAAGCAUUCUUUCAGGAUGCCGAAGAGAAGCUUGGUUUGCCUCCAGGCUCCUAUGACUUCUACGAUACCUUCGGAAAGAUUUCUAGCCCAGCGGACUUGCAGCGAGCAUUGACCAAUGCGGGCUCGGAGGAGUGCAUCAUUGAGGUGCGGGAGCAUUUGCACUUCAUUCGCAUUCGUGGGCUGGAGGCUGAAAACGCCAGCUUGACAGCACGGCUUGAUGCCCUGGAGAUUGCACUCCGAGAAGCUGAGCGUCGUAGCGACAUGAAGCUGGAGGUAGCUUCAGAAGAGCUGGCCAAGAUGAUCAAGAAGUGCGAGUCGACCAUCUAUGACGAAGUUGGUCCGGCAAUUGAGGCAGUCAUGAAGAAACAGAACGAUACUGAGAAAGAUGUGCGUGCUUUUGCCGAGAAGCUGGCACAAUUUGACUUGCAGGAGCUUCGAGAGCUCAGUGAGAAUGCCUUGCGAAUGAGAGAUGAGGUGCAAAAUUGCGUGAAUCGCUUGAACGUGCUCGACACACAAUGGAUGCAUGACAAGGAAGAGCUCCGGUCGAUUGUGGAUGGGAGCAGCCAGGACUUGAAAGACUUGAGAAAGUACAUCAUCGGAAAAAUUGAUGUUUGUAUUGAAGCGGAUGCAGAUGUUCAGCGGGACCAGCAGAUUCUGAAUGAACGCAUGCAACUGCUCGCUGAUGAUUUGCGGCUGCUGAUGGAAGAGCACCAGCGCCUGUCCAAUCGAACGCUUGGUGUGGUCGAGGACAAUGAGGAGAUGCGCAUCCUGCUUGGGCAGGUUCGAGAAGACAACCAACAUCUACGACACGACAACUUUCAGGUUAGCACGCGCGUGCUGAGCUUGGAAGGAACUGCGAGCGAAAGAUGGGUUGGGUUUGCGCCAGGCAUCCUCUACUUCCGCAAUUGGCACCGAACUGCCAAGGGGGAGGAUGUGCAGCUGUCUUCAGACUUGUCUACAGCUGUAGGUCGGGGCUUCCUGGCAGCCACGGGGGUGGUCAUUGGCAACGAUGAAGGUCUGGUUGUAGGCGAUGGUCCUUGCCGACACUUUGGCACACCAGGUUGCUUUUCUUCAUAUUACGAACUGGAGGUCGACGAGAUUACUGCAGCCCCUGCAGGGUCAGGUGGUCUCUACGUCGGGAUGUCACUGCAGAGUGGGGAGGAGAUCGCCAAUCACCCACGAAAAGAAUUUGAUGGUUGGCUGUUGGGAGGCAACCGCAAGGCAAUAACGGUGCGAGCAAGCGGCAGCCAACCAAGUGCAGAUGAGAAGCUUCCGGACACCUUUGCACCCAGCGCUGAUGAGCGUGAUGUCCGCGAUGCGCGGAAGGCCUUGAAACUACUUCGAGCCGCACUACCGCCGCUCGCAAAGGGCAAGGCAGAGGAGGUGGAGCUCAGAGACAAUUGGACCAGCGAGGGGCUGCGGAUGUGCGAUCGUGUUGGCGUGCUUUUCAGGUGCAAUCGUGAGGGUGGCGCAUUGAUGCGAAUCUCCGUCAACGGCACACUGGUGGCCACACACCACUUCGCAGAAGCACCUCCAGCAGAGGCCAUUGGCUUUUUGACACCAGUCGUCCGGCUAGCUGGCACCGGGAAAGCGGCCAAGCUAAUGCCUGGCGUGUCGCCUCCAUCGAAGCUCUUGGCAGAUGGGCUUGGAGGCUCGCGGUGACAGAGUGUCAUUUUGGCGAAGCGUCUCAUUUGGUCUCAUUUGGUCUCACAGAGCCGUUUCACAUGUUUCACACGUGGCAAUCCCAAAGUGGAUUCCGCGAAGCGCCAACAAGGAGCCCCAAGCGUAGGGAGCCCCGCCGGGAGCGGAGCCGCAACUUGCCCAGCGGAGCCCAAC